Molecule: messenger RNA, 8293 nt
Organism: Poecilia reticulata (guppy)
Lineage: Eukaryota; Metazoa; Chordata; Actinopteri; Cyprinodontiformes; Poeciliidae
Source: RefSeq, a predicted model, not a curated record
UGAUGCUGCUCGCGGCCGUGUGGAGGAGGAGAGAGAGGCUGCCCGCUGCCCAAUGACAGCGCAGGAUGCUGAGAGAGGCUGUUGGGCUUGAAUGGAGGCGACAAGAUGCCGUCCAGAGCGACCAAGGAGACCCGUUGACAUCUGAAAAGAUCUGACAUUGAUGUGACCUAACCCACCCAUUCAGACAUGAAAUAAGUCAUCCAUGUUUGGUUGACAAAAGUCAGAGCAGUCUCAUUUGAGCACGCCCCUGUUAAAGGACCCUCUGGUGGCUACUCCUCUGAAUCACGGGACAUGUACGGCAGUGCCAGAGCUGUAGGUCAUGUAGAGAGCAGCCCUGUACGGUCCCCGCGCCUUCCAAGGUCCCCCAGACUGGGCCAUCGAAGGGCACACAGUGGGAGCGGGGGUGGUGCAGGGGGCAAGACCCUCUCCAUGGAGAACAUCCAAUCACUCAACGCUGCCUAUGCUACUUCAGGGCCCAUGUACCUGAGUGACCACGAGGGCGUGGGCUCCACUGCCACCUACCCAAAGGGAACCAUGACUCUGGGUCGCGCCACCAGCCGGGCCAUGUACGGGGGUCGCGUCACAGCCAUGGGCAGCAGCCCCAAUAUUGCUUCAGUGGGGCUGCCUCAUGCUGACCUUCUGUCUUACAGUGACCUGGGCUCCCUCUCCAUGCUGCACGCCCACCACCACCAGGGGGUGCCCUCGGCUCUGCUCAGGCAGGCCGUGCGGGGCAGUGGUGGCGAGCUGCUGGAGAUGCAGGCCCAGCUCAGGGAGAUGCAGAGGGAGAAUGAGCUGCUGCGGCGAGAGCUUGACCUGAAGGAGAGUAAGUUGGGAUCUUCCACCAACAGCAUCAAGAGCUUCUGGAGCCCAGAGCUGAAGAAGGAGAGGAUCAUGAGGAAAGAGGAGGCGGCUCGCACGUCCAUUCUGAAAGAGCAGAUGAGAGUCACUCACGAGGAGAAUCAGCUGCUGGAUGCCAGGAGAACCAAGCAUCUCCAAAUGACCAUCCAGGCUCUGCAGGACGAACUACGCACACAGCGAGACCUCAACCACCUGCUUCAGCAGGAGAGCGGAAACCGAUCUGGCUCGGAGCAUUUCACCACCAUCGAGCUGACAGAGGAGAACUUCCGCCGGCUGCAAGCCGAGCACGACAGGCAGGCCAAGGAGCUCUUCCUGCUUAGAAAAACCCUGGAGGAGAUGGAGCUAAGAAUAGAGACGCAGAAACAAACACUCGGUGCCAGGGACGAGUCCAUUAAGAAGCUGCUGGAGAUGCUGCAGAGUAAAGGGCUGCCUCCCGGGCCGGGCAGGGUGACCGAAGAGGAAGAGCAGGAGAGAGCCAGGCGCAUUGCUGAGGCCGAGGCCCAACUCGGACACCUGGAAGUAAUUCUGGACCAGAAGGAGAAGGAAAACAUCCAUCUGCGAGAGGAACUGCACAGAAGAAAUCAGCUUCAUCAGGAUCCAAGCAAAACCAAGGCCUUGCAGACCAUCAUAGAGAUGAAAGAUACCAAAAUUGCCUCUCUGGAGCGCAACAUUCGAGAUCUGGAGGAUGAGAUCCAGAUGCUGAAGGCGAACAGCUUACUAAACACAGAGGAUCGAGAGGAGGAAAUCAAACAGAUGGAGGUCUACAAGAACCACUCCAAGUUUAUGAAGACUAAGAUUGACCAACUGAAGCAGGAGCUGUCAAAGAAAGAGUCAGAGCUGCUGGCUCUGCAAACAAAGCUAGAGACCCUCAACAACCAGAACUCAGACUGCAAACAGCAUAUCGAAGUGCUCAAAGAGUCUCUCACUGCCAAAGAGCAACGUGCUGCCAUCCUCCAAACAGAGGUUGAUGCUCUACGUCUGCGUCUGGAGGAAAAGGAGUCCUUCCUGAACAAGAAAACUAAGCAGCUGCAGGACCUGACGGAGGAGAAGGGAACUCUCGCUGGAGAGAUCAGGGACAUGAAGGACAUGCUGGAGGUUAAAGAAAGGAAGAUUAAUGUCCUGCAGAAAAAGAUUGAGAACCUGCAGGAGCAGCUGAGAGACAAAGACAAGCAGCUGGGAAACCUCAAGGACAGGAUCAAGUCUCUGCAGACCGACUCCAGUAACACAGACACUGCCCUGGCCACCCUGGAGGAGGCGCUCUCAGAGAAGGAGAGAAUUAUUGAGCGAUUAAAGGACCAAAGAGAGAGAGAAGACAGAGAACGUCUGGAAGAAGUGGACUCCUAUAAGAAGGAGAACAAAGAGCUGAAGGAGAAGGUCAACAACCUGCAGAUAGAGUUAACAGAGAAGGAGUCUAGUCUCAUCGAUCUCAAAGAGCAUGCAUCAUCCCUGGCAUCCUCUGGCCUCAAGAAGGACUCCAAACUCAAGUCCCUGGAAAUCGCCAUCGAGCAGAAAAAAGAGGAGUGUAGUAAGUUGGAGACGCAGUUGCAAAAGCAAGCUGAGCAGCUAUUCAGUCACAUGAACAAUCCUAAAGCUCACGAGGUGGAGCAGCAGCACUCGGGCCCCCGAGGAAACCCGGAGUACGUGGACCGAGUAAAGCUUCUGGAAAAGGAAGUGGGCUAUUAUAAAGACGAGGCAAGCAAGUCUCAGUCGGAAGUGGAGAGGCUUCUGGACAUCCUGAGAGAGGUGGAGACCGAGAAGAAUGACAAGGACAAGAAGAUUGCUGAGCUGGAAAGCCCUCCAUCCACUGCCCCUCGCCAUACCCCUCGUUCUGGAGGCAGAGCUCCCCCUGACCCACUCCCUUCUGUGUCUGCCGCCCCUCAGCAGAUAGGGGGCAUGGUCUGGGAUUUCCUGGGAAAUUUAGCUCCAAGGCAAGGAGGUAAAGAUCAGAUCAAGAAAGGCUCCAAUAUCAAACUGGGACUACAAGGGGACAAGAAAGGCUUAGGACAAGAUCCUCGCAAGGAAGGCUCUUUAGAAAGUGGUCACCACUUAAAGCUGGAGGAGCUGAUGAGCACCCUGGAAAGGACGAGACAGGAGCUGGACGCCACCAAGCAACGUCUCUCCUCCACGCAGCAGUCUUUACAGGAGAGGGACACCCAUCUUACUAACAUGAGACAAGAGCGCAGGAAGCAGCUAGAGGAGAUCCUUGAAAUGAAACAACAAGCUCUGCUGGCAGCCAUCAGUGAAAAAGACGCUAACAUAGCAUUACUCGAACUAUCUGCCUCCAAUAAAAAGAAGACCCAGGAGGAGGUGCUGGCCCUGAAAAGAGAGCGGGACAAACUGAUGCACCAACUCAAACAACACACACAAAGCAGAAUGAAGCUGAUAGCCGACAACUAUGAGGAUGAGCAGUAUCAUCCACACGCUCCUCACCACCAGCCGCAGCCUCCACAUUCCCAGACUCAGCCACAGCCCCAAUACCCCCACCCUCCCCACGCUCAGCAGUCUCCUUAUCCACACGCCACACACCCCCAACACCCACAGCACCUGCAGCACCCACAAGCCCCGGCACAGCACCCGCAUCCACAGCAACCGCAGCCCCAGUAUCCUCAACACGCACAACACGCACAACACCCGCAGCACCCUCAGCACCCGCAGCACCCUCAGCAUCCUCAGCAUCCUCAGCACUCUCAACCGCUUCCUCAACACCAACAGCAUCCACGCCCCCCACAGCCACAGCACCCGCACCAACAGCACCCGCAGCAUGUGCCGCAGCACCCACACGGACAUCCGGCUCCACAGCACCCUCACCCCCAACACCCACAUGGCCCUCCCCCCCAAGGACCUCACCCGCAGCAUCCUCACCCUCAGCAUCCCCAGCAUCCACACCACGCCCAGCAUCCCCGUCAUCCCUCACCUCACCAUCGUGGAGGGCCGGCCCGUGGACCGCCACACGCAGGUCACCGUCCCUCUCCAGACCAGGAUGACGAGGAGGGCAUUUGGGCAUAGCUGAGACAACCAAAGCUCUAAUGUUGUUUUGAGGGGAGAUUCAGUCACUACUGGAGGAGCAUGGUCAUCCCAAGAUGUUGAAACACCACCCAAAUAAACAUUUAUCACCUUCAGUGAAUCAGUACUUCUGAACAGUGGGACCUUUAUUUAUUUAUUUUUUUGUUUGUUUGUUUUUUUUUUUUUACUUUUGUCUUUUGUUUUGUUAUGUUUAGCACAUUUUUUUCUGAGGAACAGGAGGAGGUACUCAGGUUUUCAGGUCCUGCAUGAAGACUGGCAGCUGAGCAGGUGAGGUGAGGCCUUCGCUUUGCGUGAAUAGGAAGACCAUCCUCCACAGUGUUCGCAAAUCAUCUAAAACGAUGCGCUGAUGGAGACACAGAAGACAAAUUGCUGCUUUAACAGACACGACUACCACAGGCACCCUGCAGCAGAGGUGUCACAGAAGUCACCUCACCUGUCUGUCACCUGCUGAAUAACCCCUCUUCAUCCUCACAACAAAGAACUUAUGAUUCUGCCGGUAAAGACGUUUCGUUAUUUUUUUUUUCCCCCAUCAAACCACAUCAUUUGUUUUAAAAUGGUUGUUAUCUCGUUGACUGUUAAAGUCAAGCUCUGACCGGCUUCUAGGCCUGACGCUCAUCCUCACUGCCUUCCUGACUCACCUAGUGACAUCUGACCCCUCCACGUAUCGCUAACGGCCCUCGGAGUGUCUUCUGCUAUCUUUUACGUCCAGACAAGUCGUGUUUAUCUUCGAGGUCAGGCGUUAGGCAUUUCUUCCUAUUAUGAUGUCUAUCUUGACUAGCAUGUCAUCAACACAUUGAAGUCACUUUAGGUUUCCUGUUGCCAUUUUUCGUUGGCACUUUUUGUUCACCUAUGGAGCGCCUUGAGUGACUUUCCUGCAGUGUUUCCUUUGCUGCACAAACCUCUGGUUUUGGGGCCUCGUUUUUGCCUCAAAGUAGUGGCUCUCAUCAGCAUUUUUUCUUUCCUUCACAUUACCUCAUUUUAGUCAGAAAUAGUAAAAGAAAGAAAAAAAAUCAGUCUAUGCAGAUAUCAACAUAGAGAUAAUGCAUUUUUAUUUUUCCAUGUAUAUUUGAAUUAAUUAUAAUUGUAUUUGACCAAUCAGAGCUGCCAAGAGAGUGGUCAGAAGAUAUUCAUUAGGUUUUCUUGAUUUUCUGCGACUAUGCACCUCCUCUGUGUUGGCAGGAACUUUCACUAAUGGUGCUUCUGCUGGUGCUCAAACUAAAUGGUGUCAGAAGAUCUAACCAGAGCAUCUUUUAGUCCUUUUACAGUAGAGGGACUUGGUCCCACAACGGGCUUCAUAAGCAGCAGUACAUGACUGCUUUGUAUAUAAAUAUAUAUACUACUGGUUAAAAUUUGGGGAGGGGAGGGAGCUUUGUGAACAACGAUUAAACAUUUUCUCCAAAACUAUGGCUGCCGUUAGCCUCAGAAGAGACUGUGACACUAAGUAGACGUUUUCUCUGCAGAUCUUAGUGGUUCCAGUGACACCCCAGUCUCUCGAUGAGUCCUCGCCCCUCUCCUUCAUAAUCUUCCAGCAGUAGCCUGUGUGACCUCCGCACACAUAGUGACUUGUUUUCUCCUUCUCAACAAGGUGGCCUGUGCCUCGUAAAAUCUGUACACAAAAAAAUAGAUAUGCAUAUAUUAUACAUAUAGAGAGAAAUCUAUAGAGUGUGUCUAUAUGUGGUCAAAAAUGUUUAAAACUAAUAAGAUAUACUAUAUGUUUUUUUUUUCAUUUGUUUAUUUUUCUAACUGGCUCGAGGUCAGAGAUAUUUUAUUUAAGAAUGCUGAUGGGUGAAAUUUUCCUCAGAUUUAUACGCUGUGAUAAAACCCUUCAGCAGCUUAACAUUCCCUGUCUGACAACACAGACCAAUCCAGAAGAAGAAAAGCAUAAAAUGUAUUAAAUAAGGUUCAGAGCGGCAGUUUAUGGGAAAGUGUGUCCAAAUUUAUCUAGCUGUCUAGAAAAGACGCCAAUAUUACAUUCCUUUAAAGGGAUAGUUGGGAGUUUUUGAGGAGGGGUUUCUUGUGGGAUUUGUAUCAGCAGUCGGACAUUUUGCUUCAAAUGCAGUUCACUGAACAAUUUCAAUUUGGAUGAAGGGAAAUUAUUUCCCACUGUAGAGUCAAGAUGACAACAGGUUCAGAUUGGAUCCAGUUCCACAGAAGUGUUUUGGUCUCUCACAAUAACUUUUAGCAGUAUGUGCACUAUCUUAUCAAUCUUUGCAUUAACUUUGCUUUCAUUCAUAAGUAUGUUGUCUUUUUUUUCGCUUGUCUGUCAGUACCUUUUCAUUCGUUUGGACAGCUUUUCUCGCCUUAGUACAUGAAAUCAUCAUUUGAAAACAGCAUUUUGUAUUAAUUCAAGUUUUCUUUAUUUGAUAUCUAGAUUUAUUCAUUAUCUAAAACAUUAACAUGACAGAAAACAAAACCGAAGGUAAUUUGUAAAAGGAAAUAGGCAACUUCCGACUGCUGAUAACAAACGCCCAGAAUCCCACUUUUUAAAAUUCCUAACUUUCUCUUUAACACUAAAUCAACUCAGUUGAAGACCACUUAGCCUGUGGUGACAACUUUAAACAGAGAAAAAGUAUUUUUUAUUUUCUUUUGUAGCUCUCACAGGUAGCAGUGAGGUUCCUUCUGCUGCAAGCAGAAGCUUGCACUUGUAAAUGAGGACUAUCACAAUAUCCUCCAAGGAGAGGUUUCAGUGACUCUGUCUGGAUGCAUUUCUCCUACGUGUAUUUGUUGUUGUCGUCAUGUGAACUGAAGUGGUGACGUGUGUGUGACCGUGACAGCUGAUUUAGGUAGAAGAACCAUCACGUUGUUACAGUAUUAUGAGAAAAUGAAGCUGACUGUUACUAAUGCCCUCCUCCUUCCUCGACCCUCCCGGUGUCUGUGUGUCAAGUGUUGGUUAUUGUAAACAAAUGUCUCUCCAUCUCACCCAAAUCCUCUCAAACCAAGGUGAUCCACUCUUCAUUUUUUUUUUUUUUUUCCCCAUGUGUCAUUCCCACAGAAGCAGCUCUCACCAUUGAACAAAAGCCAACAGGUUCUACGAGACGUUGUUCGUUUGUUUUUGUUUACAAAUCUUGAUAUAAAGGCCUUUUUAUCGUUAGAGAGACAGCGCAAACAGACAGAGGAGCAUAAAUCCUCUCACUUCACCAUCGGGGGGUUAUGAAUCCUCCGUUUUCAGGUCCUUAUCUACUGAAUACUUGAAGUAGGGAGUUUUCCUACCAUGAUAUAGCAGACAUUAUUUAAACGAUAGACAACAUUUUAAUUGUGCCCAUGCAUGCUGAUUUUUACAUUAUGUGCCAAUUGAAGGUGAUGGUGUAUGGAUAAUCUACUGUACUCUAUGCAGUGAUUUCUCUAUUGUCGUGUCAAACGAAAGAAAAUUAUCUAAAAAUAUAAUCGUUAAAAGCUGAGGAGACGCCGAACUCGGAGGUUGGGAGAUUGUUUCCUGUGCUCAGACUGAAGACUAACAGGCGAUUCUUUAUCCGUGCCUAGAAGCAGCUGUGUAGAUUCACCAGUCAUUUUUUUAAAGGCCUUUGAAAGAACUACAAAAAGCCAACCAUAUUGUUUUUUUCUUUUAUUUGCUGUAAUAGUCUUUAUUUUAUUAUUUAGUUGCUGAAACUUUUUGAUUGAACAAAUCACUGUGACUGAUGGCAGAUUUUUUUUAAAAUUAUUAUUAUUUAGCAAAGCAAAUGUCGAGUUUUUACUUUUUUAUUCAUUCAGUUUUGUAUUUAAGUUGAGCUUUAUUUUUUCUAUAAUUUAUGCUUACUAAAGAAUACCAGUUCAAGACAGUACUAUUUGUAACGGUAAAUAAUUUGAGCUGUACAGUAACAGACCUAGGAACAAAACUCAAUGUGUGUCCAGCAUGCUGAAUGAUCACUCGUGUGAACGUGAGCUGAUGCAGCAUCAGUCCUCAUCCAUUUCUUGCAUCUGCAUUGUGCAUUGUGACUGUGUGAUGUUGUGUUGGAGAGUGAUGUGUGUCUCACUUACUGUGUCCCCUUAGUAGACAGCCUGUGCAGUUUUGUGAGAGCGCAGCAUGUUUUUUUCUUUCUUUCUUUUCUUUUUCCAGGUGUGGGGGUGUUGCUGGUGUAAAUGUAUUCAGAAAAAGAGAGCAACGUGUGUGUGCGUGCGUGUGCGUGUGUGAGUGAGUGCAGAUAACAGAAUGUGUGUAAGUGUUAUCAAUGCAAAAGAGACUAAUUUAUUUAAAAAAAGAUAACUUUAUCAGCCAGUCGUUAAAGAAAAGAAGUGGGCAAGUUUCGAAUGACGCAUGGAUACUAUGUAAUGUUUUGUUUGUUUGCUUUUUUUAACAAUAGGAGGCUGUCCUUAGUGCCCCAGUUUGCUAUUGUCUGUGCUGUAUCAGAAUAAUACUAUUGAGUGUUGGCCAGCUUGUUUAUAUCCAUCAAAUAAAGGUGACUUUCUUUCUGUC